Molecule: messenger RNA, 957 nt
Organism: Adineta ricciae
Lineage: Eukaryota; Metazoa; Rotifera; Eurotatoria; Adinetida; Adinetidae
Source: the annotation of a GenBank genome assembly
AUGACGGACAAAACCGAUCAGAUCAUUGUUGUCGGCCACCGCAAUCCAGAUACAGAUGCAAUUACAGCUGCACUGGUCUAUGCUGAUUUUCUUCGCCGUAUGAAUGUUAAUGCUAAAGCGUAUCGACUUGGUGACCUUAAUAACGAAACAAAAUUUGUACUGCAAACAGCUGGCGUCGAACAACCAGACAUGAUACCUGAUAAUAUUCCCGAAGGUACACAAGUAGCACUAGUCGACCAUAAUGAGAGUCAACAAUCAAUGAAAGACUUGAAAAAAAUGCGUGUUUCACAUGUUGUCGAUCAUCAUAAACUUGGUGAUUUAACAACAUCGGAACCAGUUUAUCUACGGUUCGAACCAGUUGGCUGUACAGGAACGAUUCUAACCAAAAUAUUUCGUGAAAAUCAUUUAGACAUCGAUCAGAAAACAGCGACGUUGUUACUUAGUGCUAUUCUCAGCGAUACGCUUCAUUUUCGAUCACCGACAACAACUGAUGACGAUAAGAAAGUGGUUGAAUAUUUACAUCCAUUAGCUAAAAUUGAUGACAUACAAGCGUAUGCUGGUAAAUUAUUCGAGGCUAAAAGUGAUUUAACCGGAUUUUCAGCGAGUCAAAUUCUUCUACUCGAUUUCAAAACAUUUCCAUUUCAAAAUGAACACUGGGCAGUCGGAACAGCUGAAACAUGUAAUACUGAUAAAAUUCUUGAACGAAAAGAUGAAUUUCUCAAAGUAAUGAUUGAAGAAAAGAAGAAACAUAAGUUAAACGGCUUUCUUUUCUGUGUCGUGGAUAUUCUCAAAGAAAAGAACUUAACUCUGAUACCUACUGAAGACGAAGACAAAGUAGUACGACAAGCAUUCAAAGUUGACAUCAAAGAUGGUAUUGCCGACCUUGGCUCUAACAUCAGUCGGAAGAAACAAAUCGUUCCCACACUCGAAGCAUACUUCAAUGGCAAAAAUAAAUAA